Molecule: messenger RNA, 3947 nt
Organism: Meriones unguiculatus (Mongolian gerbil)
Lineage: Eukaryota; Metazoa; Chordata; Mammalia; Rodentia; Muridae
Gene: Gabrq
Product: gamma-aminobutyric acid type A receptor subunit theta
Biological process (GO): monoatomic ion transmembrane transport; chemical synaptic transmission; signal transduction
Cellular component (GO): membrane; neuron projection; synapse
Molecular function (GO): extracellular ligand-gated monoatomic ion channel activity; neurotransmitter receptor activity; GABA-A receptor activity
Source: RefSeq, a predicted model, not a curated record
CCCACUAAGCACCCAAUCUCAGCCUUGAAUGGUAGCAGACGACGGAGCGCACCUGCACCUUUCAGCGGCUCAGCGUGCCCUGUGGACUGCUGCUUCGGGGAGAGCUGCUUCGGAGUGGCUGUGGACUCUGAACCGACCCCAUACUCCCUGCUCCCUUCAGCUGUCAGCUGCAGUUCCCAAGAGCACCGCAGCCAUGGGCAUCGGAGGCGCGCUGCGAGCUUCAGCUCUCCUGCUGCUCAUCAGGACUUGGCUGGCCGAGAGCAACGACCCCAGUUCCACCCCGCAAUUCUACUUCGAGCUCUCCUCCAGCAUGCCAGAAGUCAUCCUGGAUCUCAUCAACUGCAAAAAUUGUGCAAAUGAGUCUGUGGUUCAAAAGAUUUUGGACAGGGUGCUGUCAACAUCUGAUGUCCAACUGAGACCAAAUUUUGGAGGUGCCCCUGUGGCUGUGUUGGCACCUACUUGUGUCUCCAGUAUUGAACAGAUAUCAGAAAUAAAUAUGGACUAUACAAUCACAACGUUUUUGCAUCAGACCUGGAAGGACAAAUGCUUAGCUUACUAUGAGACCAACCUGAACCUGACUCUGGAAUAUGAGAUGCAGAAGAAACUCUGGGUCCCUGACUGCUACUUUGUGAAUAGCAAAGAUGCCUUUGUGCAUGCUGUAACUGUGGAGAAUCGUGUUUUUAAGUUUCACCCAGGAGGGACAGUGCGAUACGGCAUCGGACUUACCACAACAGCAGCCUGUUCCUGGGAUCUGAAAAAAAUCCCUAUGGACAAACAAGGCUGCAAGCUGGAGGUGGAGAGCUAUGGCUACACUGUUGAAGACAUUGUGUUAUCCUGGGAAGAUGAUAAUGCCAUUAACAUUACUGAUGAGCUGCACAUACCUCAGUGUACCUACCAACGGAGGACAAUUACCAGCAGGGAGGUGGAUUUGUACACAGGCCUCACUUCCAUCCUUGUCUUGACUGCCAUCGACUCACAUAUGUGGAAUAAACGCCCCCAUAUUUCCUGUAUCAAAGCCAUUGACAUCUACAUCCUUGUGUGCCUGUUCUUCGUGUUCCUGGCCCUGGUGGAAUAUGUCUACAUCAACUACCUUUUCUUCAUCGAAGGACCUCAGUGUAAUCGCAGAAGAUGCAGGAAAGUCAGGAGAGUUGUUGCCCGAUACCUCUACCAAGAAGUGGUGGUGGGAAAUGUGCAGGAUGGCCUGGUUAAUAUGGAAGACAGAUUGGAAGACAGAGCUGGUUCCCUUCCAGACAGUCCCAUGCAGGCUCAUCUGGCAAGCCCAGAAAGUCUUGGAUCCUUGCUGUUUCCCUCAGAGCAGGCCCAGCUGGCUACCUCAGAAAUCCUCAGCCAUCUGAGCCAAGCCCAGUUAGUCACUGGAGAAAGCCUGAGUGAUCUGACCUCCAACUCUCAGCAAUCUUUGCAUGACUGUACCACUCACUUUCAUGGCUUUCUCACUAAUGACAGUAUUAUGCCCACCAAAAUCCACAGCCACUCUGAGAUCCAUGGCGUUGAAGACUAAAAGAGCCUAAGCUCUGAUGAGAGCCAUGGAAGCAGCCCUAGUGGAAGGCUCGUGCUUGACAGUGGACAGUGGUGUGUGGAAGAAGUGAGUUGGAAACUUGAUAAUAUUGACAGCUUACAGGAUGACAUCAGUACCAAGAGCAGCUGGCUUGGCCUUGAUGAACAGUGCAAGGGGGAUGCUAACAGCAUCUGGAGUCUUACUGAGGCCUGUAACCAAAAGAAGGAUGAUAGCUCAGAGUCUGAGGAGAAUUGUCCCCCAAGCCCUGGGUGUUCCUUCAAUGAAGGGUUUUCUUUCCAGCUCUUUAGCCCUGACCGGGUCCCUAAAGUUGACAGGUGGUUCUGUUUCCUCUUCCCUCUUUCCUUUGGGUUGUUCAAUGUGGUUUACUCGUUGUACUGCAUCUAUUAGUUUCCCAUACCCCACAGCAGCAGAAAUACUAUAAUGUGUUUCCUUCAGAGUUCCUUUGGUUUGGUUUAUCCCUCUACUAUUUGUUCAUUUUAUUUGGCACGUGUUUGUUUGUUUGGGGGCAAUCAAAUCUAUUGGGCACUUCUCUUUUUUAUGAAUUAAUGGGGUUCUGAAGAAAACAUGAAACCAGAGGUGAAAGACUGAGGAAGACUUGGAGGUGAAUUGCACAUCGAUAUCUUCCUGCCAGAAAAUUCUCACCUUUCAAAUUCUUUGAACAGUCCAUCAGCCUAGAAAUGCCCUUGGGAGUAGUUAGAGAACAGAGAAUAGCCAGGCUGAGGAAUGAGGAUAAUCUGAGCCUGGUUCACAAACAUUCCUGGGGCCUGUCUUUUUAAUCCCCUUCAGGUGUUAAAAUUGCUUUUUUAUUACUUUUGGCUUUCUCCUGGUUGUCAUGCACCUUGUCCACCUGCUAAAAAGAGCAUUGGAAAAAUAAUUCAAGCUAAGUUGGCCUGGAAUAUACAGAGGAGGGACUAGGCAUGGCUUAGAUAUUCUGACUAAGAAAAGUUGGGAAUCAUUUGUAAGUACUCUGUACUUUGAAUGUGGAGUUGUGGUAUAGGAGUGGGGAGGUAUAGGAGUGAGGAGGCCCUGCCAAAGGGAUAUACCAGGGUAAGUGUGAAAGCAUGCUGCCAGCAAGGGUAUAGAGGAGAGAGGGAGUAGUGUCAGGCUGGAGUUUGUAUGUGUUCAAUUAUUCCCUUUAAAGUUAGUUGACUUUCCCUUGCCUCUAUUUCUUCUCCACAUUGCCUCACAGUAGUGACUCAGUACAUUUGUUCAGUUAGGAGUUAGCUUUCCAGCAAUGCUGAAUUGAUUACUAGUUAUAGGAGACAUACAUAGUGAGGAAGCACUAGCUGAGAAAUUUCAGGCUUACUGUUUUACCAUCAGCCUAGAAAAGCAUUUGGACAACUACUGUGAAUCUAUGUACUAACACUCAUACUAAUACUUGUCUAGCGCAUAGUAAGUGUCAGUGAGCUCCCUGACCCAUCACAUCAUUGAAUCAUCACAGAAGCCCUGUGAACCAGGAAAAACAAAGCACCUUGUCCCCAGUGUUCCAAGGAAAAUGUGGAUCUUGUGUACCAUACUUAUGGAUGUUUAUCUGCCUAACUCUCAGCUGACGAACUGCCCUACAGCCCCUUCCCUUUGCUCAAAGGUGCAUCCCUACAGAAUCUACCUGUCGGGCUGCCAAGCUCACUGGACAGCACCUGGAACAUCUCUAUAGGAAGAGGCUUCUUCUGACCAGACAUUGAACAUGAACUGAGCAGAUGGAGAAUAUGGCUCUGCCUACUCAGCAGGGCUCCUGAUAAGGAUGAGCCUGCACACCAACUUGCCAGGGAAGCACCAGCUCACUGAUGGAGGUCAUGAGGGAACUUGUCCAAACACCCAACCUAUGUUCCCCCUUCCUCUAUAGGCAGCCUCUCCCUCAGCCCUGGACCCCUGUGCCCACCCACCUCCUUACCUCUACUUCUGUGUUUACAUGUUCCUGUGUAUAGUGGGGAAGGAGUGUAUAUGUAUCCAGGUAGAUGUAUGUCCCGUACAACCAUUCAAGAAGUUUACAAGGACUAUAUUAGUGUCAGUCUAUGUUAGUAUAUAUGAACGCAUAUCUGCACUGUGUGGAUAAAUAGUUUGUGUGUAUACAUCUCUAUGAAAGUGUCAGUUGUGUACUUAUAGUAACAGACGUGAAUUCAUUCUGUGCACAUUUGUGGAAUGUGUAUGUCUGUAUACCUGUGUUUAUCAAACUUAAUUGGAGUAAAAGGACAUACAGCAGAAACCACAUACGUUCCCUGCUGGGAGUUUGUAUAGUAACAUUAGGACUCUAGUGGCCUAUUUUGACACAGUGGGGAAUGUCUUAUUUAGCUGGACUGAUUAACUAUUUCUGUGAAGACAGGGAGCAGGGUCUAUUGCUUUCCAUUAACUGCUCAAUCUUCCUUCACACAGUUCUGCUGUGUCCUCGGUGGAAGAACCAGAAGAAGUGAAC